UCCCUCCACGCCCCAUAGCACCUCACCCAUCCAACCCACCCUCCUCACUCACCCUAACUUAUCGGAUAUUUAGAGAACAAGUGUUGACCGGAAAGAAGUUCGUCAUGUCAGACCAAGACACCGACGCUCGUCCUCGCCCAGUCGUCGCCCGCCAGGACACACAGGCCAUCCUCUCCUACUACCACUCCCCGGCAGCUGGCGGAACAUUCUCCCCACAGCCCCAGGUUGACGACGCCAGCCCACCAUCUCACCUUCAUUUACGUUCCUACUCCAGCACAUCACAGUCCUCAAACUACUCGUUCGUUUCUCAGGAAGACUUGGACCAGGACGUCCCAACCACAGCCCGUCCGCUCAACCGGGACCUCUCCACACGUACCAACACCACUUCCACAUCUCCUACCGAAAACGAACAGCAACACCGCCCUGCUCGCCGACGACCCAGCGUACCCUCAAUUGGCAACAUCGAUCGACGCCGUCUACAGGUCGUCGAGUUGGACUCUGCCGAAUCAGAACACGCUCAGCCAUCCAAGCCCGAAGCUCCCGAGCACAGCCUACCGAGUGCUGUGUCAGAUUCGCCGUCGAACAGCAUCCGCACUCGCAGAGGGCUCGAAGGCCGCCUAGCAGGACUGGCACUGGUCGCUCCACCGGACGCGUCUCCGAAAACAUACACCAAUCUCACACCGCCUCUGACAGCCCCCGUCGAGCCCGUGCACAAGGCGAACACCACGGACAGCCACCACCGCUCUGCGUCUGAGGUGGUCUCGUUAGGGAAAGAGAGGGGGCAGCACGUACGCCGAAAGUCUUCCAGGGACGUUGCUAUUGUUGGCACGGAGAGUUCGUCCAGUUCACGUUCUAAACGCGACGACCACGACACGGAGAAACGAAGCUCAAGUACAGCAGGUGGUUUGAGGCCUCCGGUGUUCCAAAUGCCCCAGUCACGUUCUCCUUCACCCGGUGCCUCCGGUGACGAUUCAGAGACGGCCCGGUCUUCAUACACGGGGCGAAGCAAGACGGGUGCGCGGCAGUCUCUAGUGAGUCCGAUCAAGGAACUUCCAGAGACUUCAUCUCCCCUCCGGACACCUGCAAUAGGAGAGAGCAAGGAUAUCGCCGAUCGCGUGUCCGGCCCCGUUGUCGUCGACCUCGCGGCACAGUCACAGAGCUCCAGUGCCUCUUCCGCCCUCCCAGGUUCACUAUCGCCUCACUCGCAAAGUACCUCACCGCCAUCGUCAUCACACGCGUCUGCUUCACCCACCACCCCCAGCCCGUAUUUAUACUACCAGCCAGGCGUCCAUGCCAGAGCUGGCCCGCUGCCUCCGCCACCCAUGGCCAUCCUCAAUAUAGAUCCCAAGUUGCCACCACCGCCGCGUCCACCACGGCUGAACUCGCCAUUUCGCCGGAAGAUCGACGCUGAGGCUAGUAAGCCAGCACAACAAACUCCACCUUCCGUCCCGCCGCCUGGUGUGGACGCGCCUUCGUCAGGCCCAAAGUCUCCUUUGAGCCCACUAGGCCAGCAGCCCUCUCCGUUCCAGGUUGACGAACCGGUAAAGGACACUCAGACUUGUGCGAAGAGGACCGAGGACGAGACAGACGAAAACACCACAGCCCACGUUCGCGAAGGGGCCUUCCCGCCGUCACGACUCACGAAACCCGCUUCACCGACAUCGCCCAAGGAAGCUAUAAAGUCGCCCACACGAAUAGGCCUAGUGAAAGCAAGCGACACCCCGCCCCCCUCGGUCGUCGAGCCGCCCCGCCUCCACGAACGCUCGCGCAAAGGAUCGGGCCUCGACAUUCGCCACCGCAGCCGGGGCUCCGACGAGUCGCAGACCACCUCCUCCACCAGGAGCUCCGGCGCCGAGCCGAGUCCGCACACCGUCGACAGCGCGACACGCACGAGCUUCGCCCCCUCGGUGCCGUCCAAAGGAGGAGGAGGAGACGCGGACUAUUCGGAGUUCGGGGUCGAGCUGCAGGGGAAGGGGCGGAUGACGAACAGCCAGUGGCACAGGAAGCAGAACUCGACUCUGCCGCGUACGCCGUCGUUUGCGUCCAUCUCGAACAGGCUUUCCGUCGCCGGCAGCAGCAGCGGCAAGCGGUCGUCGAGGACGCCGUCGCCGUCCCCGAAUUCUUUUUGGGAGAGAAUCGCUCCUCGCCAGGUUCCUCCGUCGCGCAAGAUUCCGUGCGCGUGGCCAGCGGCGAUGCAGUUUGCGGAUGUCCUCGACAGACCUAGUGCGCUGGGCCGAUCGAUCGGCUACGCGGAGAAGAUCAACGAGCUGUACCACUACGACUGUGGGCUGGGCGACUGGAUCGUAGAUACCAAAGCCAGAGCUGCCAACCCCCAGUCGUACAAGCGCGCGACUCUGCGCCUCUCCAAGGGUCAGGGUCAGGGCCCCCGCCUUCCGUCGGAAUUCGCAGCGGACCACCACCAGCCGCGCAAGGCGUCGCAGGGGUCCAUGGAGUCCGAGAUGACCUUCCCUCGGCGCCCAGACGCCUACAUCGCCACAGACCUCCGCUCGGGACCCUCUCUCGAAGACACACCCACCCCGCUCCCGGCCCUCCCGUACCCAGCACUCGCCGCUGUCUCCGCCCGGUCGUCGGGCGGCCCCUCGCGCGCGUCGACCCUCCUCAUCCCGUCCUCGUCCCUGAACAAGACCCCCGGCGGCUUCUUCUCGUCGCUCGGCAGGAAGACAAGUGUCCGGAAAGACCGCGCCGUCAACUCGCCCCCCUCGCACAAGGUGCUCUCGAAGCAGCCGCCUCGCUUGCCGCCUCGGUCCGUCAACAUCGUCAGCCCCCCGCCCCUCCCUGGCGGCCCGCGCGCACCACCCGACCGGAUGAAACGCGCGCAGACGCUGAUCACCACGCCUGCGUACGUCGACAGGGCAAGUCGGCGGCCCUCGCUGUUCACCGCCAACGGGUCUGGGUCCUCGGACAACACUCGACCCACAUCCUCUGCCAGUUUCUCGUCUCAGGUCGAUAGACUCUCGACACUCCUCCCGAACGCUGACAGGAACGUCCUUGCUGGCUACCUCAAGAGGGCCGGGCAAGACGUGCUCGCCAUUGGCCAAUACCUGGAAGACGAAAAGAACGGGGAGCUACGUCGCGAUUAAUGCACCGUUACAGCACAUACCAUAUGGACCAUCUUCACGCAUCUAUUACAUACUAUCUCGCGCCUUCCUGGUUAUAUUCCAUACCCCCCACAGACCAAGCAUUAAUGUUACAUUACUGUACGGACUCGUAACUUCAUACACAC
Messenger RNA from Coniophora puteana RWD-64-598 SS2, 3244 nucleotides. RefSeq lists its product as uncharacterized. The transcript has 5 exons. NCBI's taxonomy places the organism in Eukaryota, Fungi, Basidiomycota, Agaricomycetes, Boletales, Coniophoraceae. The record is from RefSeq and is a predicted model, not a curated record. The coding region runs from base 105 to 3101 and encodes 998 amino acids.